AAAGAGAAAGCCCCCAUUUCUUCAUUCAUAUCUUUAGGCUCUGAGCGAGAGAGCGUGUGAGAGAGACUCUGACCCAACAAUUCGCGCCUCCCAUACACCCCAUCCUAUGAUAACAACCUACACUCAACCAAUCUCGACCAAUCCCUCGCAGUCCGAUCUCUGAUAUCAAAAAUGCAGCAGCUAUUGUUCGCGGUGAUAUUCUCGGAGAUGGGUCUGAUACUGGUGAUGCUGUUCAAGACCCCCCUGAGGAAGCUGGUGAUCGUGGGCCUGGACCGGGUCAAGCGCGGGCGUGGGCCUGUCAUGGUCAAGACCGUGGCGGGAACGGUUCUGGUGGUGCUCAUGUCCAGCGUCUACAGCAUGGCCAAGAUCCGUAGACGUAGGAUCGACGACGGCGCGGUCAAUCCCACGGAUCAGGUUCUCAUGGCCAAGCACCUCCUCGAAGCCACUCUCAUGGGGUCUUCUCUAUUUCUUGCACUAAUGAUGGACAGACUACAUCAUUAUAUCAGAGAGCUGCGCAUACGGAGAAAGAGCAUGGAAGCUGUUAAGAAUCAGAACCGAGGACCCGAAGAUGGGAAAUCUGGUGGUUCGGAGGAAAUCAAAGCAUUGGAGGAAGAAACAGCCACACUGCGGACAAAACUCAAGCAGCUGGAGUCGGAGCUGGAGACGAGGACAAAAGAAGUAAAUGGUGCAGAGGCCAAUGCAGUUGCGUUAAGAAAACAAUCUGAAGGGUUCCUUCUCGAGUAUGAUCGCUUGCUUGAGGAAAACCAAAAUCUCAGGAACCAGUUGCAGUCAUUGGACAGGAGAUUGUCGCAUUCUGGUAGCAAGAAGAAUACUUAAGGAACACAACACCUCUUGCAAUUCUUUUUAAGGUUUUCUUUUUGGUGUUCAUGGUAUUUUUUGCGAGUUCCACAAUGGUUUGGUUGAUUACAGUCUAUGCCCCCAUAUGUGGUAAAAGGCAUCCCCGCCCCCAAAGAAAAAAAAAAAUAUAGGGUUUUCAGUUUGUGUGUUUUUAACUUAUGUAGUGCUUAAGUGACGAAGUAGAAAUGAUCAAUUUUGUGCUGACAAAAUAGAGAAAAUAUUUACUGCUGAUUUUGGUUUCUUUUUA
Molecule: messenger RNA, 1105 nt
Organism: Corylus avellana
Lineage: Eukaryota; Viridiplantae; Streptophyta; Magnoliopsida; Fagales; Betulaceae
Biological process (GO): intracellular protein transport; endoplasmic reticulum to Golgi vesicle-mediated transport
Cellular component (GO): endoplasmic reticulum; endoplasmic reticulum membrane
Source: RefSeq, a predicted model, not a curated record